This is a messenger RNA of Drosophila mauritiana, 233 nucleotides long. RefSeq lists its product as uncharacterized. Bases 6 to 179 code for a protein of 57 amino acids. Lineage: Eukaryota; Metazoa; Arthropoda; Insecta; Diptera; Drosophilidae. The record is from RefSeq and is a predicted model, not a curated record. The transcript has a single exon.
CACAAAUGAGGUUGGCCAUCAUCUGCGCGGUCAUCCUGGCCAUCUGUGCCAUUGUGGCAUCCGGUCAAAAAGGAAGAUGGAAAGGGUACAAGGACGAGGAAAGGGGGAAAAGAAGGUACUGGAAGAAGGUCAGUAAUGCGGAAUCGAUCGUUGGAAAUGAAAUAAACAGAAACGCGUGAAAUGAUCUAACUUUGACCAAAUCGAAAAUAUCUAAAUAAAACAUCUAAAUGAAA